Messenger RNA from Aethina tumida (small hive beetle), 1133 nucleotides. RefSeq lists its product as uncharacterized. NCBI's taxonomy places the organism in Eukaryota, Metazoa, Arthropoda, Insecta, Coleoptera, Nitidulidae. Bases 112 to 996 code for a protein of 294 amino acids. The record is from RefSeq and is a predicted model, not a curated record. The transcript has 6 exons.
UUUUGAUCCAAAGAUUUUUUUAUGUUUUUUGUUUAUAUAAAAAUAAAUUGAAUAAUUUAUACAAUUGAUGUUUCACUUAUAUCUUUAAGUGCAAAUUCCAUCUGGUCAUUCAUGUGGAUUCAACACUUCACACAGGUUAAAGAAGGAAAAUCUGAAGAAAGGAAAACUAAUAAAAACACUUCUGGAAAUAAAGAAAAUAAAGUCAAGGAAGACCACCUACCCUUGAAAAAAAGAAGAGUUGACCCACAAUUCUGUAAAAAUUUAUUCAAUAAUGCAGAAGGUCCAGAAGUGAGAACUACUAGAGCAUCUCAGGCCGCGGAUAAGAAAGAGCUUGCCAAAAAGAAUGAGUCAGAACCAACAAUAAUUGGACCAAGCGCUCCACCUCAGGUUCUACCUACGCCACUUUUCCUACCGGAUCCAGUCAGAUCAGCAAGUGUGCAUGCGAUGGAUGCCCCUUUCAAAAUGAAUUGCGAGCCUGUCAGCCCGAUCAUACCACCGAUGAACGAUAACGAGUUCCUAAAUUGGGAUGGCGACUUCAAGAAUAUGUCGCUGAAGCCCAAAGAGCCGCCCGCUGAAACUAUUGGACAAACGUUCGAAGAGCGUAUGGAGGAAAUUAGGUCCAUCAUUGAGACUGAUGAGCAAGAUUUUGCCAAAUAUAAGGAGUCACGCAAGCAACACAUGGCCAUGAUUGGUGACAUAAUAGACAACUUAAAGAAAGCUUCAGGUGAGAAGGUAAAAGCGGCGGAAGAAAGCCCGGUCACUGCUAAUGUUCCAUAUAACAUGUUGGAAAAUCAUAUAACCGCGGAUUCUUGGGAAUUACGAAAGCCAUUAUUCACAGUAAGUGAGGAGCCAAGUGCUCAACCACCAGUUGGUGAGGAGCCUAAAAUCGAAGAAGUGCAGGUGGUGGCUGUUACUGUGGACGAAUUAGUGUUUCUCCAGGAUAUCGCAUCGCGCUUGUUGACUCAAGUGCAAGAUUUUGAGCAAACUAUUUCAUAACUUUUUUGUAUGUUUGUUUUGGCAGGAAUCGUUUAUGUUGUUGUAAUUUAGUUACAUUGUUUUUUACAAUCAUACUUUUGAUACGAAGAGUCUUUGUAUUAUUUGUUCAUAAAAAAAUAAAUUGAAUAAUUUAUUCA